UGCUGCGCAUCUCCUCUUGAAUUUCUCAGAGCCCGAGAGGCUCCUCCCUGUCACAAAUCAAGAUGUGAUAACAUUUAAGAAUAGGACACCGAGAGCUUGACAACAGAUUUCAGCGGGGGAGCUCUAAUGAUCAAAGAUGAACCUGGAUGAGGACAGUGGCCUGUCAGUCAGCUGCGGCAACGGCAAACUGAGACAGUGGCUGAUUGAUCAGAUUGACAGCAGGAGAUAUCCCGGCCUGGUUUGGGAAAAUGAUGAAAAAUCCAUCUUUAGGAUUCCGUGGAAACAUGCAGGAAAACAAGACUAUAACAGAGACGAGGAUGCUGCGCUCUUCAAGGCAUGGGCAUUGUUUAAGGGAAAAUAUAAGGAAGGAGUCGACAAGCCAGAUCCCCCCACAUGGAAAACCAGACUACGCUGUGCUCUUAAUAAAAGCAACGACUUUGAUGAGUUAGUGGAAAGAAGCCAACUGGAUAUCUCAGAGCCCUAUAAAGUCUACAGAAUCAUUCCAGAGGAAGCUAAAAAAGGAAUGAAGAUGAGCGCUAUAGAGGAAUCACCAUCACAUGUAAAUGCCCUUGGCUAUAUUCCUCCAUAUACGUCUCUGCACACCCAGGUACCUAGCUAUAUGGCUUCUCAGGAGAGAAGGGACUGGAGAGAAUACUCACCAAUAGAACAACAGCCUCUUCCUCCUCCACAUCACCAUGGGCCACAUGCAGAGGUGCAGUAUGGUCAGUGCCACUACGCGUCACCGUUCAGCCGAGCUUGGCCUGGGUCCCACGCAGAAAAUGGUUUUCAGCUCUCCUUCCACACCUACUUGUCAGAGUCCCAACCGCCUGUGUAUACAAUGGACCACAACAAUGCCAUAACAGAUUUCAGCCUGCAUGUGUCCUUAUACUACAGAGAGUCUUUGGUGAAGGAGGUUACCACCUCCAGCCCAGAAGGUUGUCAGAUCACCUCUUCUUCCACCUCCUCUCCAUCCUCUUCCUCCUCUUCUUCACCAUGCUCAGAGGACAAGUUUCACAGCGGGGCAGAAGUCAUCCUUUUUCCAUUCCCCUACCCUGAGUCUCACAGGCAGGGUGCUGAGAUGCUUCCUAAUGUACUGGAGAGGGGGGUGCUUCUGUGGAUGACGCCUGAUGGGUUAUAUGCUAAGCGCCUCUGCCAGGGACGAGUGUACUGGGAAGGACCUCUGGCUCCAUAUAUGGAUAAACCCAACAAGCUGGAGAAGGAGCAGCCAUGCAAACUGUUUGACACCCAGCAAUUCCUUAUUGAGCUUCAAGAUUUUGCCCAUAAUGGCCGACAUUUACCGAGACACCAGGUGGUGCUAUGCUUUGGAGACGAGUACCCCGACCCACAAAGGGCGAGGAAGAUGAUCACAGCACAGGUGGAGCCAGUGUUUGCCAGAAAACUGGUGUACUAUUACCAGCAGAACAAUGGCCACUACCUGCGGGCUUAUGAUCACAUCCAGGAACAGAACACAUCUCCAACAACCGACUAUCCUUCCCAGAGACCUCUACAGCAUAUUCAGGAGUGAGAAGCAUGCACAAACACACAGACACAUACGCACAGGAGGGCAUUGAUGUGAAUGUAAACCACUGCCCGUUUACCAUGCCUUGUGACUGCAGUGCUGUGUACUGUAAAUGGUAGAGGCCGUCAUGGUACUGAGGGGUAGAGAUGGGGAAGACCCUGUUGUUUUCACUUGCACACCUAUGUGUCGUAGUCUUUGUGUCUUUUCUCUACAAGUAUUAUUGUGACAGUGUGAAGGAUGCGGUUUGAGGGUGGGGGGAUGAGGGAAGCUGAGGGCGACUGAGACAGGAAGUACUAGCACAGGUGCACAGGAAGAAUGGCCCCUAUAACAAACACUGAUAUGUCAAAGGGAUAGAACCGAGUAUGAAUGAACACUUAUUGCAUUUUCACAGGUAACUAUUGACAAUGUGAUUGUUGCACUCAUACUCUGAAGUGGCCCUCAACACAAUCACAGACACAGCCUUAAUCUUCUUCUGUGAUUCAGGACUUUUAUUACUAAUAUUUGAUUCACAAAAUAAAAACAUUCACUUAGAUGAGCAAGUGAACAGUCAACUAUAUCAUUGCUUAGACCCCAGUUCUCACCAGGUGUCAAUGCAAAAAAAAGUAAGAGAAAUUGAUGUCACUGAUAUCACUGGUCUGGACGCACUUACGAAAAUCUAUUGCUACUGAAUCUGGUCAGCUUUUAAACAUAUCUGAUUCCUUUUAAUUAUGUCAAACUGAUGAAACAAAAAUCACAAAAACCAGUUUUUAGGUGGUAAUCAAGAUAAUAAACUAUUUUGCUUGAGAUGGAUGGAGCCCAUACGUCCACUUUGUAUACCUGCCAUUUACUGUGCUGUAUUAUAUCUCUGAGCUAACAGUUAUUGACAAGUUAAAAGUGAAUUUUGAUAGUAAUUUCAAACCAUUCAGGUUUUGUUAACAUAUAUAUAGUGGUUGUUAGCAUUAGAAAGCAAGCCUGUAUAUUAAGUUACAAGUGCAGAAGGUUUUCAAACAUUUAUUUUUUAUAUACAGAAAAGGGCAAAGCACAGAAUUGCCUACAGCAGGUCACGAGAUAAUCUAAGAAGACACCAGAUGAUUAGAGAUAGUAAUUUUUUUUUGCUGCAUAAAAUCAUGUUUAUUCAUUUUCUCUAAUCAUUCCUUUUUUCUUGCUUUGUCUUGUGAAAUACUGUAUAGUUUUACUUUUUCAGAUCUCUAACAAUCAUUCAAAUGAAACUGAUUUGAAAACCCAUUUUCGAUUGAACUUGUCACAACUUAUGGACAUAAAACUUGUGAUGAGGGUUCGCAAGUAGACAUGACUUCCCAUUAAGUGCUCACAAGCAAAAAAGGUUUGGGGACCAGAGGCCCACAACACUUUAUCAAAGAGCGGCCUUAAGGUCUGUGGAACCAGAAUGAGUGGCCUUGAGCUGACUGGACUGAAGGAGGUUGACUGGAAAAAUCACACUCAUCCCGUAACUUGCAAGGACCUGUUCCUCUUGACCUGAAACUAGCGGCCUCACAAAUGGGAAGAAAAACUACCUCUGUGGUCUGCGUGCAAGUUCAGGCACGGAGGUGCUCCAUGGUUCCCAUGCCUGAGAUGCUGUAGAGGUUCACACACCGGAUGUAACAUCCACACAAAAGCUAUCCUAAGAUCCUAACAACGAACUGGAAUGUAUAUAUCAUGAAUGUGUAUUUGUCACAAGACAUAAAAAUCCAACAGUGAGAAUAAUGGAAUUCCUCAUGCUGUUUAAGUCCUAACGGCUGAUGCUGCAGUAGAAGGGGAUAAAGGUUUUGUUAUGUUUUUCUUCUGUGGUCCAGAGUUUCGAUCUCUGCAUUUACUUCCUUCACACUUAAACCACAUCACUUUCACUAUGGCUUCAAAAGUCUGACCAAAAUCAGAGGCAGGAAUGUUUUUCUUUUUUCUCUUUUUUUGGGUGUGUGUGAACCAUAAAUCCUUUUCCCACCUUAAACAUCUGGUCAGUCCCCCUGAUUCUGUGCUGGGGGAAAUUUAGUUUUACAUUACAUUACAGUCAGCCAUUUGACUCAUUCAUAAUCAAACCCUAAUAGUGAAAACGUUACCAGCUCCAUGUACAGUGUGCUGUUGUAGUAAACACUGUGUAUGCAUUUGUGUGUGUGUGUGUGUGUGUAGUAAAGGACCACGUGUGUUCAUGUGUGUAGGUGGGUACAUGUGUAUCUCACAGUUGCACUAUUACUGUUAUCAGGAAUUGACAUUUAUGGACGCAGGAUAAAACAUGUGACUCCCCCACCUACAACAUCAGUGACUCAAACACAGACACGCACAGCCUUUUCAAAUCACACAUUACUGUUACAGUAAAACACUGAGAGCAAGCACAGAGGAAAUCUCAAAAUAAGUGUACAUACUGAAAAAAAAAAGUCUAGCAUUUUGUUCAAUAUAUCUGAAUAAUGACAAGGACUGGAGAUUAUAAGGAGCUUGAUUAAUAUAAAAUUGCCAUAUGGAUAAAUGAUUUAUUUUGAAAUAAAGUUAUCAAUCUUUUA
Molecule: messenger RNA, 4008 nt
Organism: Siniperca chuatsi (mandarin fish)
Lineage: Eukaryota; Metazoa; Chordata; Actinopteri; Centrarchiformes; Sinipercidae
Gene: irf4a
Product: interferon regulatory factor 4a
Exons: 9
Coding region: 137-1525 (462 amino acids)
Biological process (GO): immune system process; regulation of transcription by RNA polymerase II
Cellular component (GO): nucleus
Molecular function (GO): DNA-binding transcription factor activity, RNA polymerase II-specific; RNA polymerase II cis-regulatory region sequence-specific DNA binding; protein binding
Source: RefSeq, a predicted model, not a curated record